Messenger RNA from Octopus bimaculoides (California two-spot octopus), 4076 nucleotides. Its product is annotated as apicoplast pyruvate carrier 1. Gene Ontology annotation, biological process: transmembrane transport. Lineage: Eukaryota; Metazoa; Mollusca; Cephalopoda; Octopoda; Octopodidae. The record is from RefSeq and is a predicted model, not a curated record. Gene Ontology annotation, molecular function: transmembrane transporter activity.
AUUCCAUGGAAUAGACGUUCAUAAGUUAAUGACUGCCAGCAAUGGAGGAAUUGUUAUUAUUGUUAUUAUUACCAUUGUUAGUACUAUAAAUAAUCUAGCAAUGGCCACUAACACCGAGAUCGCUGUUGAUAAAACACAACCAGAAAGACAUCGGGUUUGGAAAUUUUAUCUCACUUUUUUCGGGAUUACAUUACUUCAUCUAAGUCUAGGGGCCCCGUUUAUUAUAGGUAACAUUAUACCGUAUGUCGUGUCCUACAUGCGGCUGGUAGGGAAAGACGCAACCUUAACAUACGAUGAUGGAAUUUGGUUGGUGUCCAUGGGGACAACCGCCUUUGGUCUCAGCAUGAUGUUCACAUCUUAUAUAGAAAAUGUUUUGGGCUUUAGAAAAACAAUUCUGUUUGGUUCAUUAAUCCAGAGUGCUUCAACCUUAGUGUCAUAUUACACAAUCCAGAGUUCAUAUUACUAUUUUGUAAUAACUGAAGGAUUUCUCAAUAGUGCCGCCGGUUCCAUUCCUUAUGUUGUGACAGUGUCCUGUGCCAUGAAGUGGAUGCCAAAUCGAAAAGCGACAGCUACAGGAUAUGUUCUAUGUACACACGCUCUGUCGGCAACCAUUUUCACUUAUGCGUCUAGUAAAUAUAUAAAUCCAGAAAAUUACGAAGAAAACGAAUUUGUCAAUGGAGAAGCUUACUUUAGCCAGAAAGAUCUUCUGGCACGAGUUCCAAAGUGUUUUUUAAUGCUGGGUUGUGUCUUCAUGGUAUCUCAAUUAAUCAGUGUCUGUUUGAUUUCCAACCCCAAGGAGGAAACGACGACAGUUAUUAUUGAAAAUGAGGCCGUCAACGUUGAUGGCACUGUGCAAUCAGGAGAAGAAAAUAAUCCAAUUCAAGAUAACGAUAUGGCGAUACAAUCAGAGAAUGAGGCAAAUGACGUUCAGACCCAAAAUAUUCCGGAUGAAAAUGAAAGGGAAGUGAGGGUUAAAUCACCAGCAAGAACAGCAUCAGAGAGAGAGAGUGAAUCUGAAGAAGAUUAUUUUACUCCUUUCCAAAUGGUAAAGACGAAGCAGUUUUACCUUUUAUGGUUAUUAACCUUCAUUCUGAGCAUGCAGUAUACAACGAUAGUAGGUGUUUAUAAGGUCUAUGGAUUGACGUUCAUCUCAGAUGAUAACUUCCUUACCGUUCUUGGUUCUGCUUGUGCAGUUGGCAAUGCCGUCGCGAAAAUGAGCUGGGGACUCAUAUGUGAUAAAUUAUUAUUUAAGGAUUCCACCAUACUUCUGUGUUUAUCUGUAGCCCUUUUGUAUCUCCUCCUCAAUGUUUCAUCAAUGGUCGGACGAUACUUUUACUUUUUUAUUGCAUUACUGACGUAUGUUGUUCCGGGUGGGAUAUACGUUGUAAUGCCUUUUAUAAUCAGUAAGAGUUAUGGUAUCAAGUACUACGCAAGUAACUGCGGAACUGUGUAUACGUCACUGAUAAUAUCGGGUCUUUUAAAUCCAUUUAUUUUAAAAGGCAUGCAACAUUUCUUCGGUUGGAAUUGGACGUUUUUCUUCUUUGAAGUCAUCGGUUUUAUCGGACUAAUAUUAACGGUGAUGUUCCAGAAACCGAAGAAACUGGAACGAAGAGGGAGUGUAUUGAGUGUAACUGAAGACCAGUCCGAGCCCUGACAAAUCCUGUUCAUUAUGACCAGAAAGACCAACGCAAGAUAAAUAAAUGCUUCAUUCACAUGUAGAGAUAUCCAUAUGAAUGUAUGUUAUGCACCGAGCUCAAAAGAGUGCUAGGAGAUACAAGCCAUGUUACUAGCAUCUGCCAUUUUAAUGUACUUUAAUGUAUGAAUAUCAAAUUGUUAGUAACUCUUUUGUAAUUGUUUAUAUCAAAUAAUAUAUACACGUGGUCUGAUAAAUAAGUAUCUGGACUGUUUCUAUAGUAACAAAGCUAAAGCAUGCAGAGUGUAGCCGCUAAGCACAGAUUGAGCUUGAACUCUGCUGUGCAUGCGCAUUACCUUUUAACGUUCUAGCUCAAUUCUGCUGUUUACGGCAGUGCUUGGAAGGUAGGUGUGUAGCAUGUGGUCGUUGAAUUGACUACAACAGAGGAAGUUGAGAAAAAAAUCUGCAUCAAAUUAUGCCAAAUGUUUGGUGAUAUCUGCUCAGAGGCCUACGCAAAGUUUUCAAAAAGUUCCAUCGUUCACGACACAUUGAAGAAGGUGUUAUGCAGCUGAAACCAGAGUGUCUUUUCGGUCAAGUGAAAGCAGUUUUGGCACAAACUUGGCAAACACACGUUUCAUACCUAAAUCGUCAGGAGUAAUGGACUGAACUGAACCGUAAUUAAUCUGCAUAUCCUCUGAUAACUCACGGAUGGUCAAUUUCCCCUCAGAGCUGCAGGCAUAUCUGCGAUGUUUCUCUCAGUUCUGCUGGCUGCGGGUCUCCCAGAAAGUUCGUCAAUAUCGGCAUUUUUUCGACCAUCAUGGAAACAGCUGAACCACUCGUACACUUGUAUGCGGCACAUACACUCUUCUCCGUACACUUUCUGCAACUCUGCGUUGGCCUCUGAGUAGGUAUCAUCAUAACAACUUUUUCAUGCUCAAUGAGAUGAUCACACGCUGCACACCUUCCCUCCAAGCACUACUGUAAGCAGCAAAAGUGAGCUAGAACGAUAAAACUAAGUUUGUAUGCACAGUGGCGUUCAAGGUCAAUCUGUGCGAAGCAGCUUCACUCUGUGUGCUUUAGCUUCGUUACUAUGACAACAGUCCGGAUACUUGUUGAUCAGACACUGUGUGUGUGCGCGUACAUAUAUAUAUAUAUAUAUAUAUACACAUAUAUAUGUGAGUAACAAAGAUGUACAGGUGUCAAUUCAUUACGGCCGUUUCAAGCGACUCUUUUAAUUGAUUAAUGAAAUGGUAAUAUAUAUAUAUAUGUAUGUGUGUGUGUGUAUGUAUGUAUGUAGGUAUGCAUGUAUGUAUGUAUGCAUGUAUGCAUCUGUGUGUGUGUGUGUGUAUGUAUGUAUGCAUGUAUGCAUCUGUGUGUGUGUGGGGUGUAUGUGUGAGUGUGUGUGUGUGUGUGCGUGUGUACGUUUGACAGGUUGUGGUCGGUCAGAUCGAAAGGAAUCUGCAACAGAACAAAAACCUUGAACGAACUAAGCCAAACAUGUAACAUGUAACCAAGCAUGUAACCAAACAUGUAACCAAGCAAGUAACCAAACAUGUAACCAAGCAUGUAACCACAUUAAAUGUUACCUUUCCAUAAAUAGAAUGAAUAUUUCUUGCUGCUUCCAAUGUUGAAGAGUCACUUUUGAAUUCCUACGGCAAACCAUAUCUGAUACGAGUUUGAUCUAAACUCAUUUUGAAUGCAAAGUUUAAAAUUGGUGCGAAUCUAAGCACGGUGGUAUGACGAAAUCUCCAAAGAAAGAAAGAAAACAUUAGGAAGUAAAAAUUAAUGCCUAUUUUUUCUGUAAGUUUUGGAAACAUACCCUUAAAGUGAUCAGAUCAAAACUGCGACAGGACUUUCUUUCCAACUUGAUAUAUAUAUAUAUAUAUAUAUAUAUAUAUAUAUAUAUACUCGUAUGUGUGUGAGUGUAUGCGCGCGUGUGAGUACGUAUGUACGUAUAUGUUUAUAUAAGAUAUAUAUGAGUGUGUGUGUAUGUAUGUGUGUGUGUGUGUGUGUGUGUGUGUGUGUGUGUGUGUGUGUGUGUGUGUGGAAAUAUUUAUUCCCACUUAAAUGUGGAUUUUAACAAAUUUUACUGUUGUACAUACCAUGAAACGAACUCUCAUAUUGGCGUUUGGUGCAAAAUGCACGUUUCUUUAUAUCACUCGCGGGGAGAUAGAUCCCCACCAAAUCCAGCACCAAGACAACCUGAUCACGUAAUUUCAUCCUUCCUUGGUUUCAUCGAUGAUGGAUGCUCAACUUUUAGACAAAGCUGCGACUCAUAUCCCCGCACGCACCAUAUAGACAAUUAGUGCUUGUAUAUAUAUAUUUGAUAUCAUAGAAACUUUCAGAGCGUGAAUAAAAUAUUUUUAACGGUAAAACUCCAAGUAGAAUAGCAAUAAGUCUAUAACUAAAUGCGUGUGCAUAUUGUUAUGAACCACGUGGAAUU